Molecule: messenger RNA, 1293 nt
Organism: Penicillium cinerascens
Lineage: Eukaryota; Fungi; Ascomycota; Eurotiomycetes; Eurotiales; Aspergillaceae
Exons: 3
Coding region: 1-1293 (430 amino acids)
Source: RefSeq, a predicted model, not a curated record
AUGGAGCAAUCAAGUUUCCUAUUCUUGAAUACAACUGGGGCGUCGAGUCUUUCUCGGCCGGCCGCUAAACGGAUGAGGGCACAUAUCACGAAAACAAAUUUCGCGAAAAGACGCCAGCGGAUCAACAACUCUAUUUCACCCGAGUCAGAAAUAGAAAAAAAUACCGUCGCACGGGAAAACUUCCGACAGCUGUCGAUAAAUAACAAACAUUCCGCGGCCAACGAAAACAACCUAAACAUGAUUUUGCCACCCGUAUCCGAUGCCGCUCGUGACCCAAAAGCUUUACAUGAUCUACAGAGACUUGUUUUCCUGGAAGGCAUUCGCCCCCCAGUCAGCGCAAGUGAAGCGGCUUGGUUCAACCUGAUUGCAUCAGACCCAGCGUUGAUCGAAUCGACAAUGGCUAUAGCUGUGCGACUCUGGUCGCCAGAUGACUGCUGGCAAAUGGAAUCCUACCAGCAUUCAUGUACAGCUAUUAAUCUCAUCAAGCGACGGAUAGCAUCUACAAUGACCUCGACGGAUGGCGUUCUCGGAGCAGUCACUACAAUGGCGUUCGGUGCUUCUCUAGAAAACGAUGAUGUUGCUUGGAACGUCCAUAUAGAUGGUCUGGCACAAAUUCUCAAAGAAAGGCAAUCCCGAAGCACAACCCCGCCACCAUCCUGGCUUACUGGUCUAGUUGUCCAUAUCGACAGGGAUUCCGUUAACGCUAUAUUUAACUUCCCACGAGUAUAUCACGAGCGCAUUCUCCAAAUCUUGAUCGAAUGCAGUGACCAAAGUAUCACAAGAAUAAAGGCAAUUUGUGACAGUGUUAUCCAGCUUCAAAAAAAGAUCGAUUCCCAUGAUCACCAGAAAUUCGACUCGAAUUUGGUUGCGCGAGAAAUUGAGGAGCCUUUGGCCACUCUACAUUACAAAGUACGCGCUCUCCGAACCAUCGACGAUAUAUACGUCCAGGCCACCGCACGAUCGAUAGAACUGGUACUCUAUCUUCUCUGGCCCUCCCAGUCUGGAGCUCAUUUGACUCUUCUUGCUGGUGAACUGAAAGAAGCAAUAUGUCUGUUUCCGAUUCAAGGCUGCUCCUAUAUGAACCUUACUUCCUUUCAACUUAUGAUUGGAGCUAUUGCUGCAGAUGAAAACUCGCCCACGAGGGCGUGGUUCUUUGACAGAAUGGCAAGGGAGGCGCGGGCGUUGAGAUUACGUGGCUGGAACGAACCUUUAAGCCUGUUGCAAGAUAGGAACAUGCCGGCUGGGGGCCUGACGAGGCAGAUCCAAGCACUCUGGAAGGAAUUAUGCCACUGA